AUACGAGCAAAGAAGAUAUGAGCGAAGAAGAUACGAGUAAAGAUGAUACAAAUACUACUAAAAAAGAUAUAACUGAAGAAAAUAUGACCGAAGAAGAUACAACUAAAGAAGAUAUAGCAAAGAAAAUACAGCAAAGAAGAUACAGCGAAGAAGAUACAAUAACAAAAAUAUGA
Molecule: messenger RNA, 173 nt
Organism: Scutellospora calospora
Lineage: Eukaryota; Fungi; Glomeromycota; Glomeromycetes; Diversisporales; Gigasporaceae
Source: the annotation of a GenBank genome assembly